UUUCUCCUCCUCUCUUUUCGACUCGUUUUUCAUCAAAUAUGUGGGACGCGCGUUCUCUGCGAGGCGUCCGCGGACUGCUCUCCUCCUCAGUGGCCGCUUGACCAGAGGGGGAUCCCGGCUCCCUUUCAACCCUCUUCUCCCCCAAGGAACAAGAGGAGUUUGCAUGCAAAAGGUGGUUUAUCUCGGCAAGCCAUGGAGGGACUUCCCUAAAGAGGAUCCAACAUAAAUCAACAUUCUUGGGACUUUUUUAUUGUUGUUUUUUUAGAGUAACAUCUCCCCCUUUUCCAUCACCAUGGCUGAGAAGAUUGGACCGGGGUUGAAGUCCUCGAGCAUCAGGUCCAACUCUUCUCUUCCCCCUGAGCCCAUCGAUAUCGUCCGUAUCAAAGCAAGGUCUCGCAGAGUUCGCCUCAACGUUGGGGGGCUGAAUCACGAGGUCUUAUGGCGAACUCUGGACCGAUUACCCAGGACUCGCCUCGGGAAACUUCGAGACUGCAACACCCACGACUCCCUGAUGGAGGUGUGCGACGACUACAGCCUCAACGAGAAUGAGUACUUCUUCGACCGCCACCCGGGAGCUUUCACCUCCAUCCUGAACUUCUACCGCACGGGGAAACUGCACAUGAUGGAGGAGAUGUGCGCCCUUUCCUUCGGCCAGGAGUUGGACUACUGGGGGAUUGACGAGAUCUACCUGGAGUCCUGCUGCCAGGCGCGAUACCACCAGAAGAAGGAGCAGAUGAACGAAGAGCUUCGCAGGGAGGCGGAGACGAUGAGAGAUCGAGAGGGCGAGAUCGAGUUUGAUAACACCUGCUGUCCCGACAAGAGGAAGAAACUCUGGGAUCUCCUGGAGAAACCCAGCUCCUCGGUGGCUGCCAAGGUAAGAAACCGAGACAGCAAGUGUGAUCACGCGCCGCCCCCAUCUCACAUUCCCCGAGCACGGAUCAUAACACAUUACAAGCACACCUAUUAA
Notothenia coriiceps (black rockcod) is the source of this 967-nucleotide messenger RNA. Its product is annotated as potassium voltage-gated channel subfamily B member 2-like. The record is from RefSeq and is a predicted model, not a curated record. The transcript is spliced from 2 exons. NCBI's taxonomy places the organism in Eukaryota, Metazoa, Chordata, Actinopteri, Perciformes, Nototheniidae. Gene Ontology annotation, biological process: action potential; protein homooligomerization; potassium ion transmembrane transport. Gene Ontology annotation, molecular function: delayed rectifier potassium channel activity; protein binding. The coding region runs from base 293 to 967 and encodes 224 amino acids. Gene Ontology annotation, cellular component: neuronal cell body; membrane; voltage-gated potassium channel complex.